Sinocyclocheilus rhinocerous is the source of this 2551-nucleotide messenger RNA. RefSeq names its product epoxide hydrolase 1-like. Gene Ontology annotation, molecular function: epoxide hydrolase activity. The transcript has 9 exons. NCBI's taxonomy places the organism in Eukaryota, Metazoa, Chordata, Actinopteri, Cypriniformes, Cyprinidae. Gene Ontology annotation, biological process: epoxide metabolic process. The record is from RefSeq and is a predicted model, not a curated record. The coding region runs from base 89 to 1459 and encodes 456 amino acids.
AUUUCCCAUGGUGCACGGGGAUAAUGUUUCUGCGUCUUGGUGCUAAACGAUCGCAGCUUACUUUGCUACUUAUUGAGGGCCCUAAACCAUGUACAAAGAGUUGGCAGUGGCAUUGGGGCUCGGAACGUUGGUAGCCCUGGUAUUCCUGAAGAAAAGAAAGGGUGUCCUGAAAGCACAUGACGGGUGGUGGGGUGUGGGAGCUUGUCCCCAAGGACCCGAGGAUGAUAGUAUCCGCCCUUUCAAAGUUGAGACAACUUCAGAAGAGAUUGAGGAUCUACACCGCAGGCUAGAUCAGACCCGCUCCUUUCCUUCUCUUGAAGACAGUCAGUUUAACUAUGGCUUCAACUCCAAAUACCUUGAGAAGCUUGUGUCUUAUUGGAGGAAUGAUUUUAACUGGAGGAAACAAGUGGAUAAACUGAACAAAUACCCUCAUUUCAAAACCAAAAUCGAAGGUAUUGAUAUUCACUAUGUUCACGUGAAACCAAAGAGCCUGGCUGAGGGAACCCGUGCUGUGCCUCUGAUGAUGGUACAUGGAUGGCCAGGCUCCUUCUAUGAGUUUUAUGGUAUCAUCCCCCUGCUUAUGGAGCCAUCCAGUCCUGAUGACAUUACUUUCGAAAUAAUUUGUCCCUCAAUACCUGGUUAUGGUUUCUCAGAGGCCCCACAUAAAAAAGGUUUUGACGGUGUAUGUGCAGCACACAUAUUCAAUAAACUGAUGAAGAGGCUUGGUUUCAACCAGUACUAUGUCCAGGGAGGAGACUGGGGCUCGCUUAUUACCACUAAUAUGGCCCAGCUGGAGCCCAAUGCUGUGAAAGGCCUCCACAUUAACUUUGCUCCUCCAGGAAAAGCAGGCCUUCUCAUGAUGUUGUCUAUACUUUUUGGUCGCCGAUUUCCCAAACUCUUUGGCUUCACCGAGCAUGAUGUGAAACGCCUUUUCCCCACUAUGGAAAAGCUUGUAGUUGACGCAAUAAGGGAGACUGGAUACAUGCACAUACAGUCCACUAAACCUGACACUGCAGGCCGUGGAUUGAAUGACUCUCCCGUUGGUUUGGCUGCCUACAUUUUGGAGAAAUUUUCAACCUGGACUGAUCCUGAAUUCAAGAACCUUGAGGAUGGUGGACUGGAAAGGAAGUUUUCUCUUGAUGAUCUUCUGACGAAUGUGAUGAUCUACUGGACCUCUAGGUCCAUUAUAUCCUCCAUGCGUUUCUACAAGGAGAACUUCAGCAAAGGCCUGAAUCAGCCACAUGCAAAGCUUCCAGUUUAUGUUCCGUCAGGUGUGGCCUCUUUCCCCAAUGAGCUGAUGCACUCCCCUAAAUCGUGGGUGACACAGAAAUACCAUAAGCUCAAGACUUAUACUCCCAUGGCUCGCGGGGGACAUUUUGCUGCUAUGGAGGAGCCGCAGUUACUGGCAGAGGAUGUUCAGAGCUUUGUCAAGAUUGUGGAAAAGAGAAAGAAGAAAUAAAUAGUUAUCUGUCCUUUUUUUCAUAUUCAUGGGCUAAUGGAACUCACGGUUUAGAUGCAUAGAUAAAUGCAUCUAAACAGAGAUGACCAUGAAGUAAAAAACAACAAAUGUAUUACAUUCAUUUUUAGAUAAUAGCACUGUUUAAUCCUAGGAAUAUAUUAACACAAUUUUAUAUUUGUAGCAUGUGCCUUAGUUUUAUUGCAAUUUUAAAUGAUUAUAUAAUGACAGGAGCUUGCUUUAGACAUAUUUCACUGAUUAUGAUGAUUUAAUGCUAAUGUUAAACUGUAUGAAAUGAUAGUCAAUCCUUUAUGAAAGUGCAGUUAUUGAAUGAUAAUGAUGAUAUGUGGCAAUGACUCAAAUUACAAAAGACAGUCGGGAAGACAUUUUUAUUGUUAUCAAGACAAAUUUUAUUUCAUUUUCUCAUUACAAACAUUUAAUCAAGAGGAAAAUUGAGUGUUCGUGAUUUAAAGUAAUGCCCACUAGAGUGGCUAAGUAUAUCUGUUCCUCUAUUCUGCAUUAAUCUACAUAAAUAAAGGUAUCAUCGCUAUAGAUGCUCUGCUGGCCAAUGCAACUGCCUCUUUUUCACAUAAUGGAAAGUUCUUGGCAAGAACUUUCAUGACCAAUCAAAUAAAGAGACACUAAGUGAAGGCACGACCAAAGCAAUGAAGCUGGUCAGACUCCAUUGCUUAUGGUUUUCUGGAAUGCAUAUUUGGGAAAAUAAAAUAGGUAAACUUCUAUAAAAAAAUAAAUAUUCUCAUAAUAUUUAUAUAAACAAAUAUUAUGUAUCGAAAUAUUUAUUUUUGCACUUUUGAGAGUUGCGCUUAUAUAAAAUGAGUAUUUAAAAAUAUCAUAAAAAACAAUUCUCACAGUACAGUUCAGUGUUUUUUUUUUUUUUUCCCCACAUAGGCCCCCAAGGUUGAUUCUCUUAGGGUUACACAGUUUUAGAUUGUAGGACAGCAUAGUUUAUAAUAGGUCGAUCCCUGCCUGUGCCUUAACAAUUUGUCCUGUUGUAGGCAGUUUUAAAAUGUGCUUGUGAUUUAUUCCUCCUUUGAUUGCUCACAGGGGAAAUGCAUUCUGAAUUAAGACAUUCUU